AUGCACUAUUGUAUAAGGAUGCUCUAAUUUUUAAUUAUAGUUAUCAAUGGUAAGUCCUAUAGGUAUAGGCCAGGCUUCUUUUCCUAAGUAGACUUUGUCUUGCUCCCCUUUCCCCCAAGAGGCAAUGAAAUAUGUAGUUGAAUUUCAUUUUGAAAAAAACCAGAAAAGAUGUUAUGAUUCCCAGUACUUUGAGACAUUCAGAUAGGUAGGUUAGUUAUUAAGAUAAUCUAGCAUAGAGCCAGGUAAGCCCAUGAUAGAUCUUUAGACUUAGGUUGAUUCCUGUUUUGCUCUCAUUGCUUUGAGAGGGGUAGUCAUGGCCCAAAGUAGGACUUUUCAUUUAUUAUACUUGAAAUCAUUUUUCUGUUGUAGGGAACUAAUGUUUUAUAGUGUUACAAAUAAAAAGAACUGUGACUUCUUUUCUUUUCUCUUUAUUUUAUUGAACAGACACCAAGCUGGCUGGUUUCCUUUUAGGCAAGAAGGAGGUCAGCAACAGGCUGCUAACAAUAAUGCCGAAGUUAACAAUGAUGGGCAAAAUGCAAACAACCUAGAACUUGAAGAAAUGGAGCGUCUUAUGGAUGACGGGCUUGAAGACGAGAGUGGAGAGGAUGCAGGUGGAGACGCCAGUGCUGUUCAGAGGCCCGGGUUGAUGGCGUCAGCGUGGUCUUUUAUCACCACCUUCUUUACUUCGCUGAUCCCAGAGGGGCCUCCCCAGGUUGCCAAUUAGACCUGAAAAACUGUGCCAGCUCCGAAGGAACGUCUGACUUCAGGAAAGUGUUUUAAAUAACAGUGCAAUUUCAAAAAAAAUUUAUUACUUUCUUUUCAUCAUCAUGUACAGAGGUGUUUUUUCCCUUAAGCUUUUCAUGCAUAUGAAUAUUUUAAGCACAAAUGGACUACUAAA
Suricata suricatta (meerkat) is the source of this 898-nucleotide messenger RNA. RefSeq names its product homocysteine-responsive endoplasmic reticulum-resident ubiquitin-like domain member 2 protein. Gene Ontology annotation, biological process: endoplasmic reticulum unfolded protein response. NCBI's taxonomy places the organism in Eukaryota, Metazoa, Chordata, Mammalia, Carnivora, Herpestidae. Bases 314 to 724 code for a protein of 136 amino acids. The record is from RefSeq and is a predicted model, not a curated record. The transcript has 2 exons.